CUGCAUGGAGCACUGGGUGUUAUACGCAAACAAUGAACAAACCACCUUCACUUGGAACAUCAACCACACCUGGCUGAUGGUGGUGGAGGAACGAUGUGUUUACUGUGUGAACUCUGAUAACAGCGGCUGGACCGAAAUCUGCCGGGAAGCCUGGGUCUCCUCUAGCUUAUUUGGUGUCUCCAGAGCUGUCCAGGAAUUUGAUCUUGCCCGGUUCAAAAGCAACGUGACCAAGACAAUGAAGGGCUUUGAGUACAUCUUGGCCAAGCUGCAAGGGGAGGCCCCUUCCAAAACCCUCGUUGAGACAGCCAAGGAAGCCAAGGAGAAGGCCAAGGAGACAGCACUGGCAGCUACAGAGAAGGCCAAGGACCUGGCCAGCAAGGUGGCCAGCAAGCAGCAGCAACAGCGGCAGCACUUCCUGUAGCCAGCCCAGGCCCCGGGGCCGUGGGACACCUGACGGCCCGGCUCCAGUCCCUCUGCCCUUCCCCCUUGUACUUUACUAGUAAAACUCAAC
Neomonachus schauinslandi (Hawaiian monk seal) is the source of this 511-nucleotide messenger RNA. Its product is annotated as PRELI domain-containing protein 1, mitochondrial-like. Bases 5 to 421 code for a protein of 138 amino acids. Lineage: Eukaryota; Metazoa; Chordata; Mammalia; Carnivora; Phocidae. Gene Ontology annotation, biological process: phospholipid transport. The record is from RefSeq and is a predicted model, not a curated record. Gene Ontology annotation, molecular function: phosphatidic acid transfer activity. Gene Ontology annotation, cellular component: mitochondrial intermembrane space. The transcript has a single exon.